This is a messenger RNA of Racocetra fulgida, 341 nucleotides long. The record is from the annotation of a GenBank genome assembly. NCBI's taxonomy places the organism in Eukaryota, Fungi, Glomeromycota, Glomeromycetes, Diversisporales, Gigasporaceae.
CACCAACAUUUUUUGGACUAAAAAAAGAAAAAUUUAGUUUUAAUUCUUUAAAAGGUUUUUCAAAUUAUGCAGAAUAUACUAAUUCUGUUUUCGAAGCUACAUUUUUGCAUGCAAUUGCAAUAGUAAUUGAGGAAUCAGUUUUGGAAGAAACAAAAAAAUUGUCUGCUUGGAGUUUAUUAAUUGAUGAAAAUAUAUCAUAUUUUCUUGAUUAUGAAGUUACAAUUAAAGAGCUUUAUGCAUAUUUUGUUAAUUCUCAUAAUCAAUGGCAAAAUUUUUUAAUAUUUCAAGUACAAGAUGAAGAAUUUCUAGAAUUAUUAAUUUUACAAGCUGUAUCAACCUGA